This is a messenger RNA of Sardina pilchardus (European sardine), 1137 nucleotides long. RefSeq names its product opioid receptor, delta 1a (gene oprd1a). NCBI's taxonomy places the organism in Eukaryota, Metazoa, Chordata, Actinopteri, Clupeiformes, Clupeidae. The record is from RefSeq and is a predicted model, not a curated record. Gene Ontology annotation, biological process: G protein-coupled opioid receptor signaling pathway; neuropeptide signaling pathway. Gene Ontology annotation, cellular component: neuron projection; plasma membrane. The transcript is spliced from 3 exons. Gene Ontology annotation, molecular function: G protein-coupled enkephalin receptor activity; neuropeptide binding. Bases 1 to 1137 code for a protein of 378 amino acids.
AUGGAGCCUUCCACGGCACCCGAUACUGAUCUCUCCGAUCUCUACUCCGUGAUCCCGUACAAUGUCACCUUCCCCGACGAUGCCAUGGGGUUCGUGCCCGCUGGAAACUAUUCGGAGCCGAACCCAACCAGAAGUCCUGCGGGGAUCAUAAUAGCCAUCUCCAUAACGGCUCUCUACUCCGUCAUCUGCGUGGUGGGACUGCUCGGAAAUAUACUCGUCAUGUAUGGUGUAGUAAGGUACACCAAGAUGAAAACGGCCACCAACAUCUACAUCUUCAACCUGGCUCUGGCCGACGCCCUUGCCACCAGCACACUCCCUUUCCAGAGUGCCAAGUACCUGAUGAACACCUGGCCGUUCGGCGAGCCCCUGUGCAAGGUGGUGAUCGCCAUCGACUACUACAACAUGUUCACCAGCAUCUUCACGCUGACCAUGAUGAGCGUGGACCGCUACAUCGCCGUGUGCCACCCGGUGCGGGCGCUGGAGUUCCGCACGCCCGCCAAGGCCAAAAUCAUCAACGUGUGCGUCUGGAUCCUCUCCUCUGCCGUCGGAGUGCCCAUCAUGAUCAUGGCCGUAACCAAGGUGACAGACAACGGGAAGAUCGUGUGCACUCUGAAGUUCCCCGACCCUGACUGGUACUGGGACACGGUGACCAAGAUCUGCGUGUUCAUCUUCGCCUUCGUGGUGCCGGUUCUCGUCAUCACCAUCUGCUACGGCCUGAUGAUCCUGCGCCUGCGGAGCGUGCGCCUGCUCUCCGGUUCUAAGGAGAAGGACCGGAACAUGCGUCGGAUCACGCGCAUGGUCCUGGUGAUCGUGGCGGCCUUCAUCAUCUGCUGGACGCCCAUCCACAUCUUCAUCAUCGUCAAGACGCUGGUGGAGAUCGAUCAGCGGAACCCCUUCAUCGUCGCCAGCUGGCACCUGUGCAUCGCGCUGGGCUACACCAACAGCAGCCUCAACCCGGUGCUCUACGCCUUCCUGGACGAGAACUUUAAGCGCUGCUUCCGCGACUUCUGCCUGCCGUUCCGUACCCGCGUGGAGCGCAGCAGCCUGACCCACGCUCGGAACAACGCCAACGCCACCAACCGCGAGCCUGUGUCCGUCUGCGCCCCCUCGGAAGCGGGCGGGAAGAAGCCGGUAUGA